This is a messenger RNA of Sorex araneus (European shrew), 2991 nucleotides long. It is a transcript of the gene WDR55, whose product is annotated as WD repeat domain 55. Gene Ontology annotation, molecular function: protein binding. The record is from RefSeq and is a predicted model, not a curated record. The coding region runs from base 1487 to 2641 and encodes 384 amino acids. The transcript is spliced from 7 exons. NCBI's taxonomy places the organism in Eukaryota, Metazoa, Chordata, Mammalia, Eulipotyphla, Soricidae.
UGGGAGGGAAAAGGGAGGAAUGACCUUUACUGGUGGCCAAGAGAUGGACAGAUGAAUGGAUUGAGUGAUUGAUCCCAAUUGUCUGGAUCAUUUAGGUCUCUCUUGAGACUUACCUCUGGGCAGAGAACCUCUGGGCAUUAGGGUCAAUAUAGAAGACUGCCAGUCUGAUUCUAAGGCUCAGUCUUUUAUUUAUUUACUUUUAACUUUAUUUUCAAAGAGUUGUUCACAGUAAUUGGUGACAUUCAGUAUUUCACACCAAUCCCACCAUCAUUACACCUUCCCACCACCAUUACUUCAAGUUUUCCCAUGACUAUCCAAGCCUGCCCAAAGGCAGAUGCUAAGUAAUUUAUUUCAUAUUGCUUAUUAUGAGUAAUUAAAAAUGAUCCAAAAAGGUUUCCUUAGAGGAAAGUGGUUGAAAAUAUUGUAUCUCAUCUUGAAGCCAUUUAAGUCCCUGUAUUAAGAGAUCAUUAACAAUGAACAACGAAUUAACAAGAGCCUUGUGUGCGAAUAUAUAUAUAUAUUCAUAUAUAUUCAAAACAUGUGAGGUUUUUUUAAUCGAUUGGCUGUCUUCUACGUUACACCCCAUCAAAUGUAAUGUGCUACUCUUGGUCUGUCAUUGGUAUGUAAUUGAAAUAUUGGGCAGCCGCUUUUGUAUCUGCAUGCGCCUGGAAUUCUAAAAUUUUUUUAUAGGGUGUUAGAACUGGAGUUAAAAAAUUUUUUUUUUAACUGGACGGUGAUUUUUCGGGUUCUGGAGGUAUCUGCAGUGUUGCUCUCUUAGAGAUUCAUUUGUGAAGCCCAGGGAGAUGGGAGGAGGGGCUACUACUACAGCUGGGUGAGGUUUGAGUAACCACAAGAAUGACCCCAAGGGGCCAGAGAGAUAGAACAUUGGGUAAGGGUUCUUGCCUUGCACGCAGCUGACCCAGGGUUUAAUGCAGAUACAAUAUAUGGUCCCCCAAGCACCACCUGGAAUAAUUCCUAAAUGCAGAGCCAGGAGUAACCCCCGAAUACUGCUGGGUGUGGCUCAACCCCCGCCCCAAACCAAACCCAACAUGGAAAUUGCUCCCAUCUUUGUGGAACUAUUGGUACCAGGUCUAGAACGCUGUCAGCUGCUCUGCCCUCUCCCAACUCCCAACUCCCAACUCCGGAGCCAAACUAGGAACAGGCAGGGAAGCAUUCCUUUGCCCACAGCAGUUGAAGCGUCUGUGAGGGCUGCCUACUGUUCCCAAGUCAGAUUCUCCGGUCUGGGUUUUUGCGGCUUCCUGACCAACCUGGUCAGGUUUCUCGUGGUUGGGUUUCAUCAACCAUUCAGGGAUGACUGGACCCUCAAGCACGCGCUCUAAACCCGGUUUAGACUCGGCCACUUCGGGAUUAGACCCGUCUUUCCGCUACGUCACUUCCGGCCCCGCCCCCGACGCGGAAGUGUACCUUAGCGGCGCGGCUCAGCUCCCUUGUGCCCCACUGCGCGUGACUCGGAGUCCUGUGGUGCAUGGAAAACACGUGUGAGGAGAGGCCUGUGGAGGAUGGGAGCGAUGAAGAGGACCCCGAUUCCACGGAAGCCUCGCCCCGGAUCCGGGACACCCCGGAAGACAUCGUGCUGGAAGCGCCGGCCAGUGGGCUGGCGUUUCAUCCGACCCGCGACGUGCUGGCGGCCGGGGAUGUGGACGGGGACGUGUUCGUCUAUUCCUAUUCCUGCCAAGAAGGAGAAAACAAGGAACUCUGGUCCUCAGGUCACCAUCUCAAGUCCUGCCGAGCCGUUGUUUUCUCUGCAGACGGGCAGCAACUUGUUACCGUCUCCAAAGACAAGGCCAUCCAUGUGCUAGAUGUGGAGCAGGGUCGACUAGAAAGACGCAUUUCCAAGGCUCAUAGUGCCCCCAUCAACAGUCUGCUGCUGGUGGAUAAGAAUGUUCUGGCCACUGGGGAUGACACAGGUGGCGUCCGGCUCUGGGACCAGCGGAAGGAGGGCCCCUUAAUGGAUAUGCGACAGCAUGAGGAGUACAUUGCGGAUAUGGCUCUGGACCCAGCCAAGAAAUUGCUGCUGACAGCCAGUGGGGAUGGCUGCCUUGGCGUCUUCAACAUCAGGCGACACAGGUUAGAAGUGCUUUCCGAGCCUCAGUCUGGAGACCUGACCUCUGUCACCAUCAUGAAAUGUGGGAAGAAAGUGGCCUGUGGCUCCAGUGAAGGUACCAUCUACCUCUUCAACUGGAAUGGCUUUGGGGCGACAAGUGACCGUUUUGCUCUGAGAGCCGAGUCGAUUGACUGCAUGGUUCCCGUCACCGAGAGUCUGCUGUGCACCGGCUCCACCGACGGCAUCAUCAGGGCUGUGAACAUCCUGCCCAACCGAGUGGUGGGCACUGUGGGCCAGCACACAGGGGAGCCUGUGGAGGAGCUGGCCCUCUCCCACUGCGGCCGCUUCUUGGCUAGCAGUGGCCAUGAUCAGCGCCUUAAAUUUUGGGACAUGGCCCAGCUGCGGGCUUUGGAGGUGGACGACUACCGACGGCGCAAGAAGAAAGGAGGGCCUCUCCGGGCCCUGAGCAGCAAGGCCUGGAGCCCAGACGACUUCUUUGCAGGACUGAGGGAGGAGGGAGAGGAGUCCAUGACUCGGGAGGAGGAGGAGGAAGAGAGUGAGGAUGAUAGUGACUGAGUCUCAAGACAACUCCCCACUAUCCCUUCCUGGGCUGCUGCCUCCCCUGAGAGGUUCUGAAUCGUCACCAUCUUGUGGAGACCUGGGCACCGAGAGUGGGAACCGGCAUUUCUUACAGCAUCUGCUCGCUCUGCCGGAGUUCGGCAACCCACAGCUGGGCAAGACAGCACGGACACAAGGUGUACGACAACCAUGGGUUUAAUAUAAAUACACACCAGCACAGAAAAACUCAAAACCGCGCAUAAAUCAAAAACUGGAAUGCCACAGGUGGGGACAAAAGGCAGCUUUCUGACCCUUUUGGGCUCAGCCUGCCCCCAAAUAAAAGCCAACAAUGGACAACCCAAGAAAAU